Pseudophryne corroboree (corroboree frog) is the source of this 1684-nucleotide messenger RNA. It is a transcript of the gene METRNL, whose product is annotated as meteorin like, glial cell differentiation regulator. The transcript is spliced from 4 exons. Gene Ontology annotation, biological process: positive regulation of brown fat cell differentiation; energy homeostasis. NCBI's taxonomy places the organism in Eukaryota, Metazoa, Chordata, Amphibia, Anura, Myobatrachidae. Gene Ontology annotation, molecular function: hormone activity. The coding region runs from base 252 to 1115 and encodes 287 amino acids. The record is from RefSeq and is a predicted model, not a curated record.
CUGCUGAGCGCUCUUGCUGGAGAGAGUCAGUGCAGAGGGAGCUGCUGCUGGAGGAGUUUCUGUGUCUGCUGUGUGAGGUCUGCCCGUCCCUAGUGAUGGGGAGAGCAAUCUUGGGAGUUCCUGGAUAACUGUUUUAUUCUGAUGUGAGCAAUGUCCUCAUCUCCUGACGCUGCCCUUUCGCUUCCCACCUGGAUUACUGCCUAGCCUUCAUAUAAGACUUAUUUUUCCAUUGCUUUGCUGUGGCUGCAAACAUGUUAAGGAGAGUCCUACUGAGCGUGUUCAUGGUGAUAGUGAUGGGCAGAGGGACCUCUCUGCAGUACUCCAGCGACAUGUGCAAUUGGAAAGGAAGUGGGUUGUCUCAUGAGGCUCACAAGAAGGACGUUGAACAGGUUUAUCUCCGAUGUUCAGAAGGUUCAGUGGAAUGGCUAUACCCCACAGGAGCUUUAAUAGUCAACCUGCGGCCCAACACCUUGACCUCUGCCAACAAGCACUUGACUGUUUGUGUAAAGCCUUUCAAAGACUCCAAAGGAGCCAAUAUUUAUUUAGAAAAAACUGGAGAACUUAAGCUUUUAUUGCGGGAUGGGGAUGAAAUCCCUCACAAGGUCUACUGCUUUAGCCUGGACCAAGGAGGCUUGUUUAUUGAGGCUACACCACAACUGGACAUUAGCCGUAAAAUCACUGGUUUCCAGUAUGAGCUUAUAAGCCAGAGGACGCUCUCGGAUUUACACACCGUUUCUGAUCCCUGUCGGCCGUGCAGUGACACUGAAGUCCUCCUAGCUGUGUGCAUUAGUGAUUUUGUUGUCAAAGGUUCCAUCACAGAAGUAAAAAAUGACAUUGAGGAACAGGAAUCCAUUAUAAAUAUUUCAGUCGCUAGACUUUACAGACAGAAAAGCAAGGUAUUUCUACCCAGCAAAGGUGGCCAGGGCUGGGAGGGACAUGUUGGGACGCCUUUAGAAUGUGGCGUGAAAGCCGGAUUGGGGGACUUCUUGUUCACUGGACGCAUGCACUUUGGGGAGCCCCGAUUGGGUUGUGCACCCCGAUACAGAGACUUCCAAAGGAUAUAUCUAGAAGCAAAAAAUAAAGGAUUAAACCCUUGUGAAAUGAAUACGGACUGAAUGAUAUCGCUGCCUUGUUUGGAUUACUCAUAACUUUCAGAUGUUGGGACUGUUCACUUUAAGUACAGCAGAUACUCUGAAGGGAUUACUAGUGAUUAUCAAGACUGUAGAAAGGAAUGAGAGCUGCCCCCCCAGCCAGCAAAUGCUGUUACACUAAUGUGUUGGAGGUACGAGCCACAAACGCUACUGCACAAGACUCUCAUUUUUAAGUCUUAUUUUGCAAACCUUAAGUUAUUAUUUUUUUUAUUUUUAAGUAAAGACUUUUGCAAGUCUUAAGGAGAACAAACUGCCUUUUUAUUACUAAUGUCUGAAGACUUUUUGAAAUGUGUAGCAAUUCAAUGUGGCAUAUUCUGUAGAAAAUGGUGCGGAUGUGGACAAUGUGUUUUUAACAUGCUUUGUAAAAAGCUUGGUGUAAAUUUUUUUUCAAGAAUGUUUCUUAUGAAAGAAAUGACUGAGGAUAAUGUUUUUGUUUUUUUUUUGUUUUUUUUAAGUAUAUUUUUUAAUGUACAAUUGCAGUCUGCCAUUUUACUCAGACUUGUAAGUUGUGAAAUAAAUUACCCUUAAAUUUG